AUGGCGCUUGAGCAGCCUGCCCUCGUCCAGCACUACAAACUACAUCGACAUCCCUCGGAAAGAGCAGCCGUCGCCCAUCAACUCACCAAUUGCCUGACUGAGAUUUUCUUUGCCGACGCCCUGAAACGUGCAGAAGAGCUUGAUGCACAUCUCGAUGCCAAAAAGGCUCCUCUCGGCCCACUUCAUGGAGUACCGGUUUCGCUCAAGGAUACCUUCAAAGUCAAAGGAUACGAUGCGUCAAUAGGCAUCGCUGCUCUAUGUUUCAAUCCAGCAAAAGAUAAUGCGGUCCUCGUCAAUAACUUGUUGGAUGCCGGAGCGGUGCUGUACUGCAAAACGAACAUCCCCCAGACCCUAAUGGCACUGGACUCCCACAACAACGUUUUUGGCAGAACUAUCAACCCAUUCAAUACUGCUGUCACUCCAGGCGGAAGUUCAGGUGGCGAAGGCGCUCUGCUCGGUAUGCGUGGCUCGAUCCUAGGCGUCGGCACUGAUGUUGGUGGCAGCAUCCGCAUCCCAGCAAUGUGCAACGGCACAUUUGGCAUCAAGCCGAGUUGGGAAAGGGUUCCCUACGCUGGUCAAGAAGGCGGUGCUCUCCCAGGUGCUGCUAAAAUAGGUAUUCCUGCAAGUGCAGGCCCUUUGGCUCACUCUAUGCGCGACAUUGAGCUUUUCUUCCGAGCAGUUUCGGAACAGCGACCUUGGACACAAGAUCCGGAUGUAGUUCCAUCGCCUUGGUCGUCUCUCACGUCUCUAGGUGGUGCAGGACGCAAGAUGAGAAUUGGGCUAGUACGACGAGACGGUGUUAUUGAUCCGCAUCCACCCAUCUCCAGACUGCUGGAUGAGGUGAAAGACCAACUCCACGGUUCUGGCGUCGAUGUCGUCGAAAUGGAUAUCACACCCCUCUUCUCCCAAUGCCAGUCUCUGGCUAAUGCAAUGUUCGGCGUCGAGGGCGGUAAUGCCAUGUUUGAUCUGCUCGAAUCUUCAAAUGAGCCACUGUCUCCCUGGCUCUCAACACGUCUCAAGCGCAAGCGAGCGCUUGAGCUUACGAAGGUACAGCAAUUACAUGGCAAGCGUGAAGCACUUCGCAAGAAGUUCUUGUCCAUAUGGCGCGAUCAAUACGGCGAGAUUGAUGCCUUCAUCUGCCCGGUUGCGCCGCACCCUGUCCCGCCAAUCGAUCGAUACAAUGGCUACCGGUAA
Parastagonospora nodorum SN15 is the source of this 1194-nucleotide messenger RNA. RefSeq lists its product as hypothetical. Lineage: Eukaryota; Fungi; Ascomycota; Dothideomycetes; Pleosporales; Phaeosphaeriaceae. The transcript is spliced from 3 exons. The coding region runs from base 1 to 1194 and encodes 397 amino acids. The record is from RefSeq and is a predicted model, not a curated record.